This is a messenger RNA of Penicillium angulare, 1620 nucleotides long. Its product is annotated as sugar porter family MFS transporter. Bases 1 to 1620 code for a protein of 539 amino acids. Gene Ontology annotation, cellular component: membrane. Gene Ontology annotation, biological process: carbohydrate transport; transmembrane transport. NCBI's taxonomy places the organism in Eukaryota, Fungi, Ascomycota, Eurotiomycetes, Eurotiales, Aspergillaceae. The record is from RefSeq and is a predicted model, not a curated record. Gene Ontology annotation, molecular function: carbohydrate:proton symporter activity. The transcript has 6 exons.
AUGGUCGAUAGGACUGGUAUUAGUGGCCUUAAGGGGCCACUGCUUGUGGCGGCUAUCACUUCAGUAUGUUCUUCAUCGUUUUUACUCUUUGGAUAUGAUCAGGGUGUCAUGUCGGGAGUUGUCAUAUCGGAAUACUGGCUGGAUGCAAUGGGAAAUCCCAGUACAAUAAUGACGAGCACCAUCACGGCUAUAUACGAUAUUGGCGCGCUUUUCGGCGCAAUUAUAGCUGCAUUUACAGUGGAGCGACUUGGUCGGAAACGCAGCUUGAUGGUUGGCGCAGCUCUUGUUGUUAUUGGUUCUGCUUUAAUGGGAGGAUGUGUCGAAAGAGUUCUUAUGAUGGUGGGUAGAACUAUUACUGGCCUAGGAAUUGGGUUCCUUACCUCGGUUGCACCUGUUUACCAGAGCGAGAUAUGUCUACCAAGUCAACGAGGAUGGCAUGUAUCUUGCCAGUUAACGAUGAUGCUUUUUGGGCUAAUGCUGGCCUAUUGGAUCAACUAUGCCUUUUAUUUUCAGCCUGGGCAGGUCCAGUGGCGAUUUCCAUUGACAUUUCAAGCUCUAUUUGCCAUUUAUGUUUUGAUUGUCACGCCCUUCUUACCCGAUACUCCACGUUGGCUUAUGCUUCAUGAGCCCUCUUCUGAAAGAGGAACUAUCGUCCUUGCCAAAUUGCGCAAUAAGCCAGAACAUGACCCAGUUGUCCAAAGUGAAAGGUCUGAUAUUAUGACCGCUAUCAACAUUGAAGCAGAAGAAGAAGGUUCUUGGAAGUCUCUUUUCACGGACGGAGGCUGCGCUGUGAAUAAGCGGUUUUUCCUAGCUCUUGGAAUUCAGUUCAUGCAACAAACCUCCGGUAUCAACAUUGUCAGUUACUAUGCACCAACCCUAUUCAAGGAAAGCCUGGGCAUGUCCCAGGAGAGAGCCUUGUUUGUUGGAUGCUUUCUCCAGGUCUGGUAUAUAAUAGCAUCUUUAUUGACAUGGUUCAUGAUCGACUACAUUGGUAGAAGACGACUCUUCAUAAGCAUGGCCAUCGGCAUGGGCGUAGUGUUGAUUUGUGAGGCCAUCACAGUAUCAAUUGGAACCCAAAAAUCCGGAAUCGCUGCUGUAUUUUUUGUGUUUGCAUUUGAAGCCUGCUUCACAUGGGGUUGGAUGGCUACAGUAUGGGUAUACCCCGCUGAAAUUCUCCCUCUCAAGAUUCGAUCCAAAGGAGCCGCACUGGCUGCCGCCGCAGACUUCCUGGGUAACUUCUUGGUCGUUGAAAUCACCCCACCAGCCCUUGAGAACAUUGGCUACAAGACCUACAUUAUUUUCGCAGUGUUCAAUCUCGUUGCCGCAGUUAUUGUCUAUUGCUUCUAUCCUGAAACCUCAUACCUGAAUUUGGAGUCAGUGGAUCUUCUUUUCCUGCCGGGUGAAGAUAUAGACCAGGAGAUUGAGUCGAAGCGGAAGUUUUACCACAAAGCAAUUCAGUGGUCUGUGGUUCCUAGGGCACGAAUCGCUGUCAAAGAGGCUAAAGCGAAGCAAAAAGCUGGUCUUGCUGAAACUAUCGGUGAUGUCGAACAGACAAAAGCCCAUAGUCACUCUGUUGUUAAGGAUAAUGUGGGGACAUACCAUGUUGAGCUCCAGGAGUAA